Messenger RNA from Nanorana parkeri, 2721 nucleotides. It is a transcript of the gene HNRNPC, whose product is annotated as heterogeneous nuclear ribonucleoprotein C (C1/C2). Gene Ontology annotation, cellular component: nucleus. The coding region runs from base 1396 to 2355 and encodes 319 amino acids. The transcript is spliced from 10 exons. Lineage: Eukaryota; Metazoa; Chordata; Amphibia; Anura; Dicroglossidae. The record is from RefSeq and is a predicted model, not a curated record. Gene Ontology annotation, molecular function: RNA binding.
UACGUCUAUCUCUUGCAGAGCUGCGCAGUGAAAACUUUCAUUCGCCGCCAUUUUGUGCCAGAGACGGAUCGCCAGUCGUCUUCCCUUAGUCGCUAUUCCCCGGUUUAUUUAUCCCCCUCGUAUCCCUUAGCGUUGUCGUUGUCGCCAAGUCACGCAUUUACGGCAGUAUUGGUUAUUAAGCUGAAGAAAAGAGGACAGAGAUCUGAGCAGUUCUCCAAAUUCCCCCUCCACCCUUCCCUGACCUGUUCUGGCUGAAUUUAAAUAACGACCACUCUCCUUGCCCUUCCUCAUUUCCUCUAGGGUAGUCUUUUCAAAUUGCACAUGUAGCAUUUCAGUUAUUUUUAAGCGAAAGGGACUUAAAUUGUUCUAUAACAGUGAGGUUUUGCUGAACACCAGGAGCCUACAAACCUCCAUUUUAAAUACCAGCCAAGUCAUCAUUGUGAAUUUUAUUUUUAUUGGACACGGAAGGACAAAAUGUUGCACUUGUCAAGUCCUAUGAACAGCCUUUCACCUCCUCCCCACCCCCCACCCUCCCUCUCCCAUCCCUUCAAUGCAGAAUUUUUGGGGUGUGUUACCUGAUGGUGAUAAAUGACACUUUGAUAUGACAUGCUACAAUUUUUUAAGAAUAGCUAGAAUUUUUAAAUGGACUUUUUAACGUACUCUUCAUUUUUUCUGAUUUGGAUUAUUUUCAUAAUUUUUCCCCUUUUUUUUUUCACAGCGAAGAAUUUUUUUUGAAACAUCAACUACAGUAAGUCUCGCUUUUCAUGUGUUUUUUAAAAAUUGUUUUUUUCAUUUUUAUUUUUCAAAAAAGUUCCUGCCUUACUGGUCUCCUUUUUAACAUUGCUGUAUUUCUGAUAUUUUUAAUUUUUAGUUUUUAUAGUUUUUGUUUUUAUAUUUAUAUGUAUAAAUGUUGGUUCUGAUGCUGAUUUUUCUCAAUGUUUUUUUAUUUUUAUUUUUUAUUUUUUAUUUUUUUUUUCCUGGUGGGGGUUGGAUUGGGAAGGAGAGUCUUUCUAUCCUUUUCAAAAUGCAUAAUCCGUCAUUUUUGGUCCAGGUUAUACGUUUUUCUCCCCAUUGCUAUGUGUAGUUGUCAGUAUUUUUCUUGCUUUGUUUAAAGCUGGAAUUAAACUGCAUAUGACUUAACAGGUUUUGGUAUUGUUACUAGUAAAACUGUUGGAACCCUUUGCAAUGUUUUCCUACUGUGCAUUACCACUUGUGGGCAGUGGCGUUUUUGACAGUUGCCAGUCCAUGUCCCUUCAUUUAGGCCCCUUCCCUGCCCCUCCCCAUUCCGUACCCCGUUCCUUUGCCCCACCGCUGACAACCAGCAUCAAAGAAGGGAGCAAGACCUCUGGCAUUCCAUUCUUCUGACGCAUGGUCUUCUUUGUGUAGGGUUUGAAAAUGAUGGCCAGCAACAUCACUAAUAAAACAGAUCCCCGUUCUAUGAACUCCCGAGUGUUUAUUGGGAACCUAAACACGUUAGUGGUGAAGAAAGCGGAUGUAGAAGCAAUCUUUUCUAAAUAUGGCAAAAUUGUGGGCUGUUCCGUACACAAGGGUUUUGCAUUUGUACAGUACAACAAUGAGCGCACUGCCCGUACAGCUGUAGCAGGAGAAGACGGACGCAUGAUAGCUGGACAAGUCCUGGACAUCAACCUUGCGGCAGAGCCCAAAGCCAACAGGGGAAAGGGAGCAAUCAAACGGUCAGCAGCUGAUAUGUAUGGAUCUUCAUUUGAACUGGACUAUGAUUUUCAGCGAGACUACUAUGAGAGCUAUACUGCAGCCAGAGUACCCCCACCACCGCCUAUUGCUCGAGCUGUGGUACCUUCAAAGCGUCAGAGGGUUUCUGGAAACACUUCACGUCGUGGAAAGAGUUUCAACUCCAAGAGCGGUCAGCGGGGUGGAUCAUCCAAGUCUAGCAAGUUGAAGGGGGAUGAUCUUCAGACCAUCAAAAAGGAGCUCAGCCAGAUAAAACAGAGAGUAGACUCUCUCCUGGAAAGCUUGGAGCGAAUUGAACGUGAGCAAUCUAAACAGGUGAAGGGAGAGGAUCUGCAGACCAUCAAAAAGGAGCUCAGUCAGAUAAAACAGAGAGUAGACUCUCUCCUGGAAAGCUUGGAGCGAAUUGAACAUGAGCAAUCUAAACAGGAAACAAAAGCAGAUGAAGAACAGGGUGGAAGCUCUGUAAAGAAGGAAGAAACCGGUGUUAAGAUGGUUCCAGAGGAAGGAGGAGAUUCUGGAGAAGAAGGAGACCUACUUGAUGAUGACGAGCAGGGAGAAGAUGUGCUUGAAGAAAUGAAAGAUGGUGACAAAGAAACAGAGGAGGGAGAAGAUGAAGGGGACAGUGCAAAUGAGGAAGACUCUUAAGUGUUCUAAAUUCCCUACAAUCCCUUUCUGCCUAUUGUGUAUAGUUGGCUCAUAGCUCUACCUGUUAACAUCCUCCAUACCACCAGCUCUUUAAGCCUGUUUAUUAUGCACCCUGCAUUUCCUUUGCCGCCUCUUCAUUUUGAUACCUACUUGCAACUUCUAGAAUAAAAGUGUAUUGUUUUUACCUGUCUUGCAGUCUUUUUACUUUAUCUAUUCAUUUUGCAGAAGUUGAGUUGGGUGCUUGUUACUUGCAUCGUUAGAUGACAAGGGUUAAUCUGUGUAUUUAAACUUUCAUUUGCUGACAGGUAAUUUUCAAAUGAAAGAUCUUGCUUUAAAUAUUCAGUUUUAUGUUAAUAAAGAUUAUAU